Messenger RNA from Ascochyta rabiei, 1506 nucleotides. RefSeq lists its product as uncharacterized. Gene Ontology annotation, cellular component: cytoplasm. The coding region runs from base 1 to 1506 and encodes 501 amino acids. Lineage: Eukaryota; Fungi; Ascomycota; Dothideomycetes; Pleosporales; Didymellaceae. The transcript has 2 exons. The record is from RefSeq and is a predicted model, not a curated record. Gene Ontology annotation, molecular function: oxidoreductase activity.
AUGAAACAAGCCGACAAUUCUAGCGCUGAGAUUGCAGGUGCUGGUAGCGUCACGCUGAAUAACUCUCCCGCCGCCCUCAAUGUUGAAGAAUAUGCCGCUUCCCCGACCAAUUCAAUAAGAACUGGAUUACCAAAACAGCGUGGGCAGUCACUAUCGUAUUGGCUUCAACAAGUCCGUUCUGAUCCGCUAUUGGACCAUAGAACCACAGGAGACUUGCCAAAGGAUUCCGACACUGUGAUUAUCGGAUCAGGGAUUACAGGUACACUUGUUGCUCGAGAGCACCUUCGCACUUUCCCAAACAGAAGCUUAGUGGUCAUUGAAGCACGCGAGUUCUGCUCGGGAGCAACUGGACGCAACGCCGGACACUGCAAGCCUGAUCAGUGGCGAGGUUUCGGCAAGUUCGAAAAGGCGUACGGCAAAGAGCAAGCUAUCAAGAUUCUGCAAAACGAAGCAGACACCUGGAAUGCACUCGUCGCUUACGUAAGGGACCAUAACGUAGACUGCGAUCUUUGGCUUGGCGAUACAUUAGACGUGCCAGUUGAUGAUGAAGUUGCAAAGGUGGCCAAGGAGACUUUUGACAGGUACAGAGAAGCUGGUGGGAAAGUAGACCACAUCAAGGUCACACAAGACCCUGCUGAGGCAGCGCGACGAUCGAGGAUCAAGUAUGCAAAGGCGUGCUAUGCAUGGCAAGCGUCGACUCUUCAGCCUUGGAAGUUGACGGCUCACAUCAUGCGCGAGAACCUCGAGAGUGGUGCCAACUUGCAAACGUAUACAGUCGCGACUUCUAUCUCGGAAGCCACUGAAGGACAAAGGAAGUGGAUUAUUCAUACCGAUCGUGGCAACAUCACAUGCAACAACGUCGUUCAUGCCACAAAUGCCUACAGUGCUGCUCUUGAGCCGUCAUUACGAGGUGUCAUUACGCCGAAGCCGCACAUUUGUACGAAAGUAGUACCACCGCGGGUUGCCAGUGGUUCCCAAGCCAUUCGGAAUUCUUACGGCGUUCUUCUUCCGGACGGUGCCCUCUUCAGCAUCAACCCUCGCUGCACUGCUGAUGGAAAUGUCAUGUUUGGUGGAUCGAAUCCUGGCCAACAGGCGCUUGAUGAUUGGGUCGAAAGACAUCCUGAGAAUUGCAUCAACGAUGGUCUGUUGAACGUUGAAGGUGUGACUCAAUGCGUCAAAAGCUUCAUCAUCCAAAACUUCGAGGGAUGGGCUGAUGUUCAUUAUGGGCCAGGAGAGGGGAUCGAAUACAGCUGGAGCGGCAUCAUCGGGUUAAGUGUCGACGGUGUGCCCUUCGUGGGAGAAAUUCCUAGCAAGCGCGGACAGUGGAUCUGCGCCGGACAUCAUGGACACGGUAUGGCACGAAUUUUCACAGCAGCGCCUGGUCUUGUGAAGCUCAUGAGCGGCGAAUCUUGGAUUGCAACUGGUCUUCCGGAGGUGUAUCAAAUCACAACAGAACGAUUGGCAAGACUCAAGAGCACAUCGGCCUCGAAAGUCGCAACUGUUUGA